Caenorhabditis elegans is the source of this 2331-nucleotide messenger RNA. It is a transcript of the gene cdf-1, whose product is annotated as Cation diffusion facilitator family protein 1. Gene Ontology annotation, molecular function: monoatomic cation transmembrane transporter activity. The coding region runs from base 205 to 1965 and encodes 586 amino acids. The record is from RefSeq and is marked reviewed. The transcript has 9 exons. Lineage: Eukaryota; Metazoa; Nematoda; Chromadorea; Rhabditida; Rhabditidae. Gene Ontology annotation, biological process: transmembrane transport; monoatomic cation transport. Gene Ontology annotation, cellular component: basolateral plasma membrane; membrane.
ACUGCUUUGUCUUCCGUCUCCAGCAAUUUGCAUUUUGUGAUAUUUUUCGCCCCUCAAACCAAAAACAACAUCUUGUCGUCGGCGAGAGACCAGAAUAAAUACUGAACGAGAUGUCAUUUUCUCAUAUCCGUGCAUUGCCACAAAUACAAAUACUCACUGAUAUUUUCCUGUUUCCUGUCUCGUAUUUUCAUCAUUCAUCAUGAGAUGCCGGUGACUUUUGAGACUCCACCUUCGACGGCAGUUGACGACGGUUUGUCAUCAACUGGAACAAAAAAAAACAUGGAAGUAACAAUGGAAGAUCGCUCUGUCAAAGCUGAUAAGGCUGAUAGAGAUGAUAACAAUACUACCUCCACCGAACUGCUUGGUAAAAUGCGUCAAACAAAAGUGAUCAGUACAAACCAAAACAAUAAUCAUUUGAUUGAUCGUAUGGUGUCAAUAUAUGAGAUGGAAAUGAUCAAAUCCCAAUCCACAGAAACUAUCAGCGAUGUAUCAGACGUUUUAGAAUUUACGGUUAUCGAUAAUUGUUCACACGGUACACAUACUCUUGAACAUGAUCUCAGGCUUAAAGGAGAGCCUAUUGGCAAGUCGGAAUCUGUUAAAGGUGUUAGCAGAAGCCUUAUUAUUCAAAUUGGGAUGACUGUGAUAUUCUGCGCACUUGAAUUCAUCACGGGAGUCGUCUGUUCAUCUAUUGCAAUGCUUGCUGACAGUUACCAUAUGGCAGCCGACGUGAUGGCGCUCAUUGUGGCAUUCACGUGCAUUAAAAUCGCUACUCGCCCUUCCACGCGCCUCGGAUACGGCUGGGUCCGUGCUGAAACACUUGGAGGAUUCUUCAACGGAAUCUUUAUGUGUACGGUAUGUGUUCUCGUGUUUCAAGAGGCAGUUGGACGUAUCAUCAAUGUACACAUGAUUACACACCCUCUACAAGUACUUGUCAUCGGAUUCAUCGGAUUGCUAAUCAACUUAUUCGGUAUGUUCAACUUGAGUGGUCACGGUCACAGUCAUGGAGGCGGAAGUCAUGGUCACAGUCACGGAGGAAGUCAUGGUCACAGUCACAAUAACAAGAAGACUAAGAAAAAUGAUGGGCAUGGUCACAGUCAUGCAAAUGGCCAUGGACACUCUCAUGAUGGGAAAAGUGAUUGCAAUGGUGAAGAAGAGCCGGAUCACACUAGAUUGAAUGGAAAAUUUCGAAGUGCUUCUGCGAUGGCAAACUCCGACGCCAAUGUGCGACUACUGGAUAAUGAUGACAACUCCAAUGACAUUAUUGAACGUCGUCUUUCUGGAGUUAAUAGUCAGAAUACCAUCAUCGCGACGGUCGAUCGUCAAAUGACACCAUAUGGAACACACAUGGCCAGUGAAGUUCUCAAUGUGUCUUCUAACAAUCUCGAUAAAAGUGCUCAAAAGACAGAACAGAAAAAAGACAAAAAUGUGAACAUUCACGGAGUUUGGCUUCAUUUAUUGUCGGAUGCCUUCGGAUCUGUGAUCGUCAUGAUUUCUGCCGGAUUUGUAUACUUUUUGCCAACAUGGAAAAUUGCCGCUUAUUUGGAUCCAAUUUUAAGUAUUUCCCUGGCCUCCAUCAUGGGUUUCACUGCAGUGGUUCUUGUCAAAACAUCGGGAGAAAAGCUGCUCAAGCAAACCCCAGAAGGGCUCGACCUCGAAAAGGUGAAAAAAGAUUUGUGCAGCAUUGUUGGUGUAUCCAAAGUGGAAAAGCUGUCUGUGUGGACGUUGUGUGGGCAACGAAUCAUUGCUGCCGCCCACGUGAACAUAUGUCACCCAGCAGUUUUUCCUGAAGCUGCUUAUAAAAUUAAAAAUUAUUUCCACGACUUGGGAGUACACUCAACGACUAUUGAACCCACCUUUGAGGAUACCUGCAUGCAGUCGAUGAGAAUAAUGGUUAAAAAAGUUGUUGAUGGCAAAAGCAUCGAGGAGCCAGUCAGUGUGUCAACUGAAAAUGAAAUCACCGAAUAAUCGUUCAAACAACUAUUUUAUUUUUGAUUAAAAAAUUUUGAACUUCGCGGGCCGAAAAUACCAACAUUAAAAUGUACUUUUUCUUCUCCUUGAAACUAUGUUUUUGCAUUUGAUCGUUUUAGCAUCUCAACAUCUACUCACCUUUCUUAGUUUCCUUCAUUAACCGUAUAAUUUUUUCCACAAUCUGGUCAAAAACUCGUCAAACUAUUUAAUUUAUACGUGUCAAUCCAUUUCCCCACCCCCAUUUACUGAAGUGUCCUUACUUUGUGUCUACCAAUUUUCACUUACGCCUACUUGUUUUGUUACCCUUCAGUAAGAAUUUCUCUAAAUUUCUAGAGUGAUAAAAAAUAAUAAAUGAAAUAUCCA